AUGAGCAACCUCCCGGCUAGGGCAAACGAAAGCCCAUCCUACGACUUUGGGUCUCAGGCUCAGAUCACCUCGUACCCUACGCAGACCAAGAUCAUAUCUACCGUCGCCUUGCUGAUAUUGGGAUACUAUGCCCUAUCCUUCUUCGACGCCUGGCCGUCCACAAUCAAGCGAUCCAUCUACGAAGUGGUUUUAUAUCUUAUCCCGUCUCCUCUGCUUUACGCCAUGCAAUAUGGUUUGGUCCGCCUUGGGCACCUAGCUCCGGAAGAAGCAAAAUUCAAGCCGGCCAACUUCGGGGACAUGCUUGCAAAACAAGAGGCAGUGCGGAGGAUAUUUGGACAGCCACAAUUACCCCUGGCACUGCGGAAGGUGAGGACUCUGUCGGGUCCCUUGAUGUCCUUGGGCAGUGAUAUCGGGCCUCCCGGUCUGGGCAACUGGGACAAUUCCUGCUAUCAGAACAGUGUCCUCCAAGGGUUCGCCUCUCUGCCAGCAUUUUUCGAGUACAUGGUGGAGAGUGAGAAGUUGUGCGACACAUAUGACAUAUCUGCGCCCACCCACCGAGCCCUGGUCGCUUUUCUUGAGCAACUGGCGGAUUCGAGUUGUCGGACGACCGUUCUUUGGACCCCCAGAGUGCUGAAAUCCAUGGAUAGUUGGCAGCAGCAGGAUGCGCAAGAAUAUUUCUCGCGGGUUCUUGAAGCGGUUGAGAAGGAGGCGAAACAGUAUUCACAGCGCCUGAGACGUUCUAUCACCGCUGGUCUGCAGUGUCUAGAGACCGUGGAACCAUCGGACGCCACCACCCGGGUGGUCCUGGAAGGGCAGACUGCAGUACGACAAGGGCGCAGUGUCGGUCGCGCCGGUUCAUCCUCAAACCUACCACGGCACGAAUUGCGCAAUCCCAUUGAAGGAAUGACCGCACAGUGCCUCGUAUGUGAGACUUGCGGUUUCACCGAAGGUCUCUCCCUCACCCAGUUCAAUUGUCUGACAUUGAAUCUUGGGCUGCAACUUGAAAGCAAUGUCGAGGCCUUGCUCGAUGAAUUCACCGCACCAGAGGAUAUUGAGGGAGUCGAGUGUGAAAACUGUACACGACUAGCGCGAGCUGAGACAGGCACCAAAGCCACAGAGGUUUCCAACAAGGAAGCCGUGGAAUCAAGUAACGACGCGGAAAAGAAGAUCCAGUCCGUCCUGCGCACCAAAGCAAAACAGAUCACUGUCGGACGUCUACCCAAGGAUCUGGUUUUGCACAUCAACCGAAGCAUUUUCGAUAACUACGGGAAUCAACUGAAGAACACGGCACCGGUCAGCUUUCCGGCAAGAUUAGACUUUUUGAGUAGAUGGUGUGCUCCACUUGACGCCAAAGAUAAUGCGGUUGAGGCCGUUUACGAGCUGAAAUGUGUUGUCACACAUUACGGUAGCCACCAUGAUGGCCACUACAUUGCACUGGGAAAGCGAAAUAAGGACUGGUUUUCCUUCAACGACGAGAGAGUGACCAAGAUCUCCGAGGACGAAGUGCUGGCCCGUGGGAAUGCUUUCAUGCUAUUCUACGAAGCCGCAUCCUCCCUGCCUACACUAGGACCACACAAGGAGGUCGCGGUCCAGGAGAUGGCGUCUCCCAUCCGUACCGAGCUUGACAUGGAGGAGGUUGAGGCUGGAUUUCCGCGGACUCUCCGAGGGUCAGUCCAGGACCAGAUGAACGCACCGGAAGAUAUAAUGGGCAAACUUUCCGAUGAUGAUAUACUUGGGUCAUCUUCUGAAACCGCCAUCGACAGCGACGCUUCGCCAGACACGACACCUGCGUCGUCUGAGAGCAGCUCGCCUUUCAAGACUCCGGCUCAAGUCCAUGACACGCAACACGGGUUGAUAUUCCCCGCCAUGAAGACGGCAACUGAUGUACCGGAUCAUGCGCAAGACGCGCAUGCCACAGGAUCACCGGUCGUGUCAGUACUUUGA
Cladophialophora carrionii CBS 160.54 is the source of this 1944-nucleotide messenger RNA. RefSeq lists its product as uncharacterized. The record is from RefSeq and is a predicted model, not a curated record. Gene Ontology annotation, molecular function: cysteine-type endopeptidase activity; cysteine-type deubiquitinase activity. Bases 1 to 1944 code for a protein of 647 amino acids. The transcript has a single exon. Gene Ontology annotation, cellular component: nucleus; cytosol. Gene Ontology annotation, biological process: protein deubiquitination. Lineage: Eukaryota; Fungi; Ascomycota; Eurotiomycetes; Chaetothyriales; Herpotrichiellaceae.